Lathyrus oleraceus (garden pea) is the source of this 1473-nucleotide messenger RNA. Its product is annotated as GPN-loop GTPase QQT1. Gene Ontology annotation, molecular function: GTPase activity. Bases 190 to 1092 code for a protein of 300 amino acids. The record is from RefSeq and is a predicted model, not a curated record. NCBI's taxonomy places the organism in Eukaryota, Viridiplantae, Streptophyta, Magnoliopsida, Fabales, Fabaceae. Gene Ontology annotation, cellular component: cytoplasm. The transcript is spliced from 12 exons.
AUAUAUAAUUAAAUUCUCUAACCUUGAUAAUAGUUAUAGCACAUACCAAUUGCUCAUCUUCUAAGAGGCCACUAGUUCGUUGUUUCUUUUCUACCGAGUCAAUUCAGCAUCUUCAUUUUCACUUCGUCUUCCUCCCUCUCCAUCAGAAGUUAUAUUAAAACGGCACAAGAUUGAAAGGAAGGAAGAAAAAUGGUGUUUGGUCAAGUAGUAGUUGGUCCUCCUGGCUCUGGGAAAACAACUUACUGUAAUGGCAUGUCUCAGUUCCUCAAUCUAAUUGGAAGGAAGGUUGCUAUUGUCAACUUGGAUCCAGCUAAUGAUUCAUUACCAUAUGACUGUGCUGUGAACAUUGAGGAUCUUGUGAAACUUAGUGAUGUCAUGAUAGAACAUUCUCUUGGUCCCAAUGGAGGUCUUGUAUACUGUAUGGAUUAUCUAGAGAAGAAUAUUGACUGGUUGGAAGAAAGAUUGAAACCUCUUCUGAAAGAUCAUUAUUUACUCUUUGAUUUUCCUGGCCAAGUGGAACUAUUUUUUCUUCAUUCAAAUGCCAAGAAUGUCAUCAUGAAACUCAUAAAGAAAUUAAACUUACAGUUAACGGCUGUGCAUUUGGUUGAUGCCCAUCUUUGCAGUGACCCUGGGAAGUACAUCAGUGCAUUGCUUCUAACCUUAUCGACAAUGCUACAUCUAGAACUCCCCCACAUAAAUGUCUUGUCAAAAAUUGAUUUAAUUGAGAGCUAUGGAAAGCUAGCCUUCAACCUUGACUUUUAUACAGACGUGCAAGAUUUGUCGUAUUUGCAACACCAUCUCGAUAAAGAUCCUCGCUCUGCUAAGUACAGAAAGCUCACAAAGGAAUUGUGUGACGUCGUUGAACACUUUAGUCUUGUGAACUUUACAACCUUAGAUAUUCAGGACAAAGAGAGUGUAGGGAAUUUAGUGAAGCUGAUAGACAAAACCAACGGGUACAUAUUUGCUGGCAUAGAUGCAAGUGCAGUUGAGUUUAGCAAGAUUGCUAUGGGAACUCCUGAUUGGGAUUAUUAUAGAGUGGCAGCUGUGCAAGAGAAGUACAUGAAGGAUGAUGAAAGUAUUGAUGAUGAUUGAUGGGGAAAUGCCGAUUAUUCUCUUGCAGCAUUGCAAGAUGCAAGCAAGCUAUUAUGACAGUUUAUGUAUUUCUCAUCCUUAUGGUGUUAAAGAUUUUGAGAAGAUGGGGAAGCAGCAGUUCAGUUAGUUUCUGUAUUAGAUUUGACUAAGUUUGUAUAGAGUCCUUCCUCCUCUAGUGUAGUGUAAUUGUAAAUUUUUGUGUUUGAGAGCCUUGCAACGUGUCAUGGUUUUGACAAUUAUUUUAUCAACAGUGUAGCACAAGUGCUAUAUUUUUUUGGAUUCUUGAGCAUUUGGUUGGGUGUUUGGUUUCUGGUUAUAUGAAAAAAAUAUCUUUAACAGAGGUUAACACUAUAAAACAAAUCUUUUAAAUGUUUUGUAAUA